CACUGCUCUCCCGCUGGCUCGGUGCUGAAGUUGGGCGGAUGGCAGCGAGCGGCGCGCUGAUGGAGAUAAACCGGCGGCGCUCCCCUUCACCCUGUCAUACUCCCAAUAUCGGCACAACACACGCGUAAAGCCCCCCUUUUCUCGACGAGGGACGUCUAGAGCGAAAGGAUGUGUCAUCCUGGUUCGCCUUGGCGUUGAUUCCAAGAGACGCAUUUGCCUGUGAUCACCAGGUGUAGCAAACCUACCUCUACUUACUAGACCUUCUCCUCAAGCAUCCUCGGUCAGGGAUGGUAAGAGAAGAGACGGGCGGCCGUCCUUUCAAUUCCACCGUCCUCCCUAACUCAGCCUUUGACAUAAUCACCAUGAGGUUUCUGCCUGGUCUGUGGAUAGACAGCUGCUAAUUUGCAUGCCUCAGAGUGUGAGUGGAGUUGAAAUGAGGAAGCGGCAGCAGGCGCAUAUUGAAGGACCCCCGCAGGCCCCUGGUCAUCCAAGGCCGAACACCUGCUGUCUCUGCUGGUGUGGUUGCUGCAAAUGCCUCUGGAAUGAGGAGAGAAGGGAGCGUCCAGAGCGACAAACAUGUACAAAAAUGGACAGCAUAGAAGUGACGGAGGAACAGCAUCCCACACUGGAUGAAAUUGUAGCCUGGGCACGAAGCUUUGAGCUAAUGAUGCGCUCCUCAGAAGGCAGGGACGUUUUUAGGGAGUUCUUGCGGUCAGAGUACAGUGAAGAGAAUCUGAUGUUCUGGAUAGCCUGCGAGGAACUAAAGAAGGAGACCAACCCCUCAGCUGUAGAUGAGAAAGCCAGAAUCAUUUAUGAGGAUUAUGUAUCUAUCCUAUCACCGAAAGAGGUCAGUUUGGAUGCCAGGGUGAGAGAAGGUAUCAACCAGAGCCUGGCAGAGCCGAGCAGUCUGAUGUACGAGGAGGCGCAGCUGCAGAUUUACACCCUCAUGCACAGAGACUCCUUCCCCCGAUUCCUCAACUCAUCAGUUUACAGGGACCUCCUGGAAAGAAAGAGAGCCUGCUUAGACACCUAAAGGUUCCAACCAAAAAAAAAAAAAAAAAAACAGAAAAAACAACAAAACACUUGAGACAAAAAGCCCUAAGGUGCCACUAUUGAGAGGUGUGAUGUUUCCUUUUCAUAGAGCGAGUAGUUAAGCAAUUCUGAUUGUCCAGUAGUGACCCUGAAGUUCACUUCCUGUUUAAGUGCCAAUAUAAGCUGCUCAGGCAACUGUGACAAAGAGAAAACUGUAAGGAAAACCGUCCAGAGCCCUACUUUCCUGUUCUUUACUUGUCUUUCUCAUUCACUCCUUCUCUCUCUGCUUUCUCUCUCUCUCUUGUUCCCUCUCUCUCUCUCUCUCUCUCUCUCGCUCUCUCUGAUGGCGCCUGUCCUUUUCUCACACUUCUAUGCCUCACGUGUUUGAGGACAGCUGAAUAAUGAUGAUUUUUUUUUUUUUUUUUACGAUUGGAUAAGAGUUUCCAUUACGUGAGAUAACAACAUCGACUUUGCAUGAAACAAGGUUAUGGAAUUUAUUCUAGCUUGACGUUUAAACCCUGGCAGGACUACAGUGGCGUUUGAGUAAGAAAUGCAUUAUUAUGCUGUCGUAGCAAGAGAGCCUUUAAAGCUCUUGUAAGCUAAGGGAAAUUUAAAUUUGCCAAAUGUUCUCCUUCUCUCCUUUGAUCUAUUAAGCUGUCAUCUGUCCGCUCUUGUCCGUCUUGACGACUCUUUCACUGGGAAAUGUAAGGGCUAGUAUUGUGGUUGGGCAGCUGCUAAAUGAAUCACGAACAUUUACUUUCCUCUGCAAAAAUCAUAAUGCCUCGAUAUUGAAUAAGGGCACAGAAGCUGCUGACGCUGACCAACAACCACAGUUAAUUGUGCGAGUCCACCUAGGCCCUCCCAGUCCACUCCUCACUGAGAGAAGCACAGGUACUGUAUGUCAUUGGUUGUAAGCAUUGCUGGAUUAAGAGUUUUGCUUGAAAAUAAAUCAACAACAUCUCAGAGGUA
This is a messenger RNA of Pygocentrus nattereri (red-bellied piranha), 2001 nucleotides long. RefSeq names its product regulator of G protein signaling 17 (gene rgs17). The record is from RefSeq and is a predicted model, not a curated record. The coding region runs from base 407 to 1033 and encodes 208 amino acids. The transcript has 6 exons. Lineage: Eukaryota; Metazoa; Chordata; Actinopteri; Characiformes; Serrasalmidae.